CUCUCAAACACACUUAAAUAAUCCUUAAAACACCAAAUACAUCUUUUGAAAAUAAUAAUGGCUUUAAAUAACUCAGCCUCUCUUGCUCUUUUCAUUGCCCUCAAUAUCCUUUUUGUCACCUUAACCGCAGCUGAUUGUGGAUGCAACCCAAGUCCUAAGGUCUCAACUCCUUCAGUCCCAAGUCCUUCGGUCCCAAGUCCUAAACGUAGGCCGGUCACGCCUCCUACUACCCCUAGCUCAUCUGGAAACUGUCCUAUCGAUGCUCUCAGACUCGGUGUGUGUGCAAAUGUCUUAAGCAGUCUACUUAACGUGCAAUUGGGUCAGCCAUCAUCUCAAUCAUGCUGCUCGCUCAUCCAAGGUUUGGUUGACGUCGAUGCUGCGGUUUGUCUAUGCACAGCUCUUAGGGCUAACAUCCUCGGAAUCAACCUUAACGUCCCUAUAUCUCUCAGCGUACUUCUCAACGUUUGUAACAGAAAGCUUCCAUCUGGUUUCCAAUGUGCUUGAACGAUAUAGCUAUGCAUACUACUCUCACUCACAGUGUUCUCUUUAAAAUCAUUACAGUUCGAAUAAUUGCAUGCAUGUAUGCAAGUUAAGUGUCUAAUGUUUUAAUCUUUUGUUUAAAUUAUCUAUAACACUAUUUUGUAAACGCUUUUCCGCGUAUAUAUGUUUCUGUUGUAAUUUUGUUCUUGUUUUAUACAAUUAAAUGAAAGACGUUUCAUAUA
Molecule: messenger RNA, 722 nt
Organism: Camelina sativa (false flax)
Lineage: Eukaryota; Viridiplantae; Streptophyta; Magnoliopsida; Brassicales; Brassicaceae
Source: RefSeq, a predicted model, not a curated record